This is a messenger RNA of Choloepus didactylus (southern two-toed sloth), 918 nucleotides long. RefSeq names its product olfactory receptor 14K1-like. The record is from RefSeq and is a predicted model, not a curated record. Gene Ontology annotation, molecular function: olfactory receptor activity; G protein-coupled receptor activity; odorant binding. Gene Ontology annotation, biological process: G protein-coupled receptor signaling pathway. NCBI's taxonomy places the organism in Eukaryota, Metazoa, Chordata, Mammalia, Pilosa, Megalonychidae. The transcript has a single exon. The coding region runs from base 1 to 918 and encodes 305 amino acids. Gene Ontology annotation, cellular component: membrane.
AUGGAAUUCUUGCUCACAAGAUUUACUGAGAAUUGGAUGCUGUUGAGGCUGCUAGCUGUGCUGUUGUUACUGUUCUACCUAGUGGCAAUGUUGGAGAAUUUUCUCAUCCUCCUCCUCACAGUUCUUGACCAAAACCUCCACAUGCCAAUGUACUUUUUUCUCAGGCACUUGUCCUUUUUAGAUCUGUGUCUCAUUUCUGCCACAGUCCCCAAAUCCAUUCACAGCUCCCUCACCUUCACUGACUCCAUCUCUUGCCUGGGAUGUGUGUUGCAGCUCUUCCUGGUUGUACUCUUGGCAGGGUCUGAGACUGGCAUCCUCACCGUGAUGUCCUAUGACCGCUGUAUUGCCAUCUGCCGCCCUCUGCACCAUGAGGCUGUCAUGACCAAACGGGUCUGUGUCCAGAUAAUGACAGUGUCUUGGUUCAGUGGCGGGGUCUUGGGAAUCUUGUACUCAGUUGGGACGUUCUCUCUGAAUUUCUGUGGCUCCAAUAAGAUCCAUCAGUUCUUCUGUGAUGUGCCGGCCUUACUAAAGCUAACUUGCUCUGCAGAACAUGCAACCAUCAACAUCAGUGUGGCCAUUGGUGUCUGUUAUGCAUUUUCAUGUUUAGUUUGCAUUGUGGUCUCCUAUGUGUUUAUUUUCUCCACUGUGUUAAACAUUCCAUCCAGACAGAGCCAAUCAAAAGUUUUUUCCACCUGCUUGCCUCACCUCAUUGUUGUGAGCACAUUCCUUGUAACCGGGGCUAUUGCUUACUUAAAGCCAGCCUCUGAUGUACCUUCUUCUGCAGACUUGUUGGUGUCUGUGUUCUAUUCUUUGGCACCCCCAACCUUAAAUCCUAUUAUCUACUGUCUGAGGAAUAAGGUCAUUAAAUCAUCUCUAGGAAAAGUCCUAUGGAAUUUUAGAAGUAGUGGCAUAAUUUAA